UCCCCUGAUUUGACGUGGCUAUGGUGGUCGCCAUUUUAGGCGAUAAGCAGUCGAUACCGGCUUUUAAUCCAAGAAUAUCUUCGUAAUUAAAGGCCAUCGUGAUAAAAUUCAAGCAUCAAUAUGUUAACAAGGAUGAUAUCACUACUCCUGAUUACGCUUAAUUGUUUUAAUGGAGUCAUAGGGGAUGAACAUAAUCAUAUGUAUGACGAAAGUGAAGAGGUUGUAUUAUGGAUGAAUACAGUUGGCCCAUACCACAAUAGACAAGAGACAUACUCAUAUUUCUCCUUACCAUUUUGUGCUGGUACGAAAGAGAGUAUUGGUCACUACCAUGAAACACUGGGUGAAGCUUUGCAAGGUACAGAAUUGGAAUUCAGUGGACUGGACAUAGACUUUAAAGGUGACGUAACAAGAGUAAAGUACUGUCAAGUAGAAUUGUCCGAAGAGAAGUAUCAAGCAUUUGUAUAUGCAGUCAAAAAUCAUUACUGGUACCAGAUGUACAUUGAUGAUUUACCUAUAUGGGGUAUUGUGGGUGAGAUAGAUGAAAAAGGUGAUGGCUACUAUCUCUGGACCACCAAAAAGUUUGAUAUUGGUUACAAUGACAAGCAGAUUGUAGAUGUUAACCUGACCAGUGAAGAAAAGGUCAAAUUGGAACCUGGUGCGGUUAUAUCAUUCAAAUAUGAGGUGAAAUGGUCGCCAUCAAGUAUAAAAUAUGAGAAAAGAUUUGAUAAAUAUUUGGAUCCAAACUUCUUCCAACAUAGGAUUCACUGGUUCAGUAUCUUUAAUUCAUUUAUGAUGGUUAUAUUCUUGGUUGGUCUGGUGAGCAUGAUUUUGAUGAGGACAUUGAGGAAAGAUUAUGCCAGAUAUAGCAAAGAAGAUGACCUAGACGACAUGGAGAAGGACUUAGGAGAUGAGUAUGGUUGGAAACAGGUACAUGGAGAUGUAUUCAGACCAACAUCAUCAUCCAUGUUGUUUUCAGCAUUAGUUGGGUCUGGUUAUCAUAUUGCAGUUGUCUCCCUUUGUGUGAUUAUUUUUGCUAUACUUGGAGAUUUAUAUACAGAGAGAGGCUCCUUAUUAAGUACUGCCAUAUUUGUGUAUGCUGCAACCUCACCAGUGAAUGGAUACUUUGGUGGUAGUCUGUAUGCUAAGAUGGGAGGGAAAGUAUGGAUAAGACAGAUGCUAUUAAGUGCCUCCCUGAUGCCAGCUUGUGUUUGUGGGACAGCAUUCUUUAUCAAUUUUAUAGCCAUAUAUUAUCAUGCCUCAAGAGCCAUACCUUUUGGUACAAUGGUUGCAGUAACAUGUAUAUGUAUAUUUGUGAUAUUACCAUUAACAUUAGUUGGAACAGUUCUUGGGAGAAAUUUGGCAGGCCAGCCUAAUUAUCCUUGUAGGAUUAAUGCAGUACCAAGACCUAUUCCUGAAAAGAAGUGGUUUAUGGAGCCAACAGUAAUUACUGUAUUAGGAGGAAUUUUACCAUUUGGCUCAAUUUUCAUUGAAAUGUACUUUAUUUUUACAUCAUUCUGGGCCUACAAGAUAUAUUAUGUAUAUGGUUUUAUGUUGCUGGUCUUCCUGAUUCUAAUGGUGGUUACUGUGUGUGUUACAAUUGUUUGUACCUAUUUCUUACUUAAUGCUGAAGAUUACAGAUGGCAGUGGACAAGCUUCCUUGCCGCAGCAUCAACAGCAGGAUAUGUGUAUCUCUAUUCAUUUUAUUACUUUUUCUUUAAAACAAAAAUGUAUGGAUUGUUUCAAACAACCUUUUAUUUUGGGUAUAUGGCCCUAUUCAGUAUGGCCUUAGGCAUUAUGUGUGGUACUUUUGGGUAUAUAGGAACAAGUGUAUUUGUGAGGAAAAUAUAUUCCACUGUGAAAAUAGACUAAGUAAUGAGGAGAUGCUACAGCUGAGAAGGCAUAAUGGCUGUGAUGUGAGGGACUAUCUAUAUAUACCAUGUAAUGGGAUAACAGAAAGUGCUGGUCCAGAUAUUCUUAUUUAUGUUAUUUAUGAAUUACUACAACAGCACCAUAUCAAACCAAAACGUCAUGACACUAAGUAGUACAGGGUGCUUAACUGAAUUUUAUAUUAAAUAGACAUGGUAGUAUUUAUGACCUUAAAGCAUUGAUACAUCACAGUUUGAAGAUCUGAAUAUCAUUUUUGGUCCCCAGCAUUUUACACUGUUUUGACAUUGAUUGAAAGAUAACAACAUUAUAUUAAACUAAUUUGAAUUAUGAAAAUUGAAGUUAAAUCUUUUCUGAAAAAUGUAAUUCAAAUUACGAAUAAAAAAAUUCCAAUUUGACCAUGAAAUCGUUAAUGUGAAGAUGCAUUAGAUUAGGGAUUUCUCCUGCUUAUUCAAGCACCAUUUAAUGCUUUCUUUAUAAUUAAAAAGAAAUAUUUGUAUUGAGAUGUAGUUUUAUUGAGUAGUACAAAAAUGAUGGAAGACAUAUUCUAGUCCUUUUGAGUUGAAUAGAAAAAAAACAUGGGUUAGAAAAUAAAAAUUAAUUUGUUUGUAUGUUCAUAUCACUUCAUUACAAUGUAUUGCUGAAAACAAAUGCUAACAUUCUUAUUGUUGUAAGAGUUAAUGAAAGAUGAUUAAUUAGUUUUUCUAUAUUUGAAUGUUUUGAAAGGAUGUUUAGAAUUAUUAUUAAAUAAAGUCAUAAAAUGUUUCAUUUAUUAUGAUGUUCCAAGUGUAGUGAGGUUUCAUAGUGAGUAUAAAAUCAUGUUGCUUUUUAAAUCCAGAAUUAUUGAUACUUUUCUAUUAUUGUUAAAGCAUUUAUUGUUACUGAGAAAAAAUAAUCUGAAGUUGUGAUUGUAUCUUGUUAGCAGACAAAUUUGUAAUGUGACAUUUUUAUUACAUAUAAUUUAUCCUGUAGUAAUAUGUUCUGUCAUAUUGUAUGUUGAUUUUGCCAGUUUUGGCAGAGUGCAUUAUGAUAUACUUCUGUCUGUCCAAACACACUUUGUACAAUACUUCUAAUGGGCUCUGACAUGUUUUUUAAGAUUAUUCCACUAAAUUCAGAAAGUUCUUCAGAUUUUGAGUAUUGUUUAGGAGUUACAGCACUGUAAAUGAAAAUGUGAUGAAGGAGGGAACUGUUAAUUUGUACUAAAGGUUUGAUUUCAUGGAUUUUCAUACAAUUUAAUGACCAAUGGAAGACAGUUCCAGUUACAGUCUUGAAAAAUAUCUGGAUUGUUGUUUUUGAGUCAUGGGACUUUUAAUUAUAAAAAAGGGGAGGGAAUUUUACACUUCAAGCAAACUCUUUAGUAUCAUUAUGGGCCUUUUUUGAAAUAAAUCCAAUUAAAAGUAAUCCAUUCUUUAGUUUGAUGAUGUUUUGAUUUAUCUCUGAAGCAACUGGACUUAUUUCCUGUUAAUGAAACAGUUACAACAGGUGUAUCAUGUGCUGUAGUUGUUAUUUAUAAUUAGUACACCAUUUCAUACAUUAAAUUACUCCCCUUGAAUCAUCAUUAACAUUCCAGUAAUAUGUUAUAGAUAUUGUUUUGGUGUCAGAUAUGUAUUGAUUGUGCUUCUGUGGGUUAAAUCAAAUCUUUUUUUUGUGACAAUAUCAUUUUAAUUUUAUUGUUGAUUGUUAUGACUGGUUGUUGAAUGUGAGAUUUGUUCAUAUCACUGAUUUGCAUCUACAAAUAUUUUGUUGAAUGGUAGGUAGUGUGAGAUUUUGUGACACAGUGUUAACAUAUUGAAAAUAGAGAUUGCUUUAACUGAAAAAUGCAAGUUUACUUAAAUAUUCAUAGUUUUUUUUUUUUUUUCAUUUCAUAAACAAGACUGUAUAAGAUUGCAAAUAAUGAUUAUUUUCAUGAUGAGAAAAAAAUAGAAAUUAUAUCAGUUGCACAUGUCUGAAAGUUGUAAAGACUAGCAACUAUUGCUGGAAAAAUAAAACUGCAGCAAUCAGUGAUAAUAAACAAACUGUGUUUUCACUCUAAGUAUGUACAUUGUUGUUUGUUUUGAUUCAUCAGACUUGAUAUAUUAUCUAUGUAUUAUAUCUGUAAAUAAGAAUAAAAUAUUUAAUAAUAGUA
This is a messenger RNA of Mytilus californianus (California mussel), 4009 nucleotides long. Its product is annotated as transmembrane 9 superfamily member 3-like. The transcript has 15 exons. Gene Ontology annotation, cellular component: membrane. NCBI's taxonomy places the organism in Eukaryota, Metazoa, Mollusca, Bivalvia, Mytilida, Mytilidae. Gene Ontology annotation, biological process: protein localization to membrane. Bases 121 to 1869 code for a protein of 582 amino acids. The record is from RefSeq and is a predicted model, not a curated record.